Messenger RNA from Eucalyptus grandis, 1388 nucleotides. RefSeq names its product vesicle-fusing ATPase-like. Lineage: Eukaryota; Viridiplantae; Streptophyta; Magnoliopsida; Myrtales; Myrtaceae. The record is from RefSeq and is a predicted model, not a curated record. Gene Ontology annotation, biological process: Golgi to plasma membrane protein transport; intra-Golgi vesicle-mediated transport; SNARE complex disassembly. Gene Ontology annotation, cellular component: Golgi stack. Gene Ontology annotation, molecular function: ATP hydrolysis activity; ATP binding. The transcript is spliced from 12 exons. The coding region runs from base 64 to 1179 and encodes 371 amino acids.
AAACCGACCUUAGUUUUGAUCUUGGGGCUGCACAUCUUUUUGGCAAUAAUCAUCAACAACAGCAUGGCUGCUACUGAGAUGAUGCCCGAGAUUGCAAUCGUCGGAGAGUCAUCGAACAGUGGUUCCCUAAUCAGAACAGCAAACAGGGAAGAUCUUCUUGGCGAGGCUCUUUCGAGACCAAGUUCCGAGGAAACUGUUCGCGUUCCGUGCUUCGAGAUCCACACGGCGCAUCUGAAGCAGAGUUCGGUUCUUGCUACUGAUGUUAAUUUUCAGGAACUCGCUGCUCGUGCGCAGAAUCAUACUUGGGCAGAAAUCGGAAUGGUUGUGAACAGUGCCAUAUCAUUUGCUAUGCUUAGAUCAUGCCAAAAUUAUGAAAAGAGUAUUGAAGUCACCAUGGAUGAUUUCAUGAACGCCAUCAAAAGCAUCGUUCCUGUGUUGGAAAGACACAGGCUUAAUGGCAUGGUAAGUUGUGGUGAUCGACAUAAGCUUAUUUAUGAGAACGCAAUGCUACUGGUUGAGCUGGUUAAAGUGAGCACAGGCAGUUCGCUUGUCACUUGCCUUCUGGAGGGUCCGAGUGGCAGUGGUAAAACUGCUCUGGCAGCUACAGUCGGCAUCGACAGUGGAUUUCCAUUUGUUAAAUUUGUCUCGGCAGAAACUAUGAUCGGACUGGACGAGCAGACCAAAUGUGCACAAAUUGUGAAGGUUUUUGAGGAUGCGUACAAAUCUUCAUUGAGCAUUGUCAUACUUGAUGACCUUGAAAGGCUACUGGAGUACGCUGCCAUUGGGCCUCGGUUUUCAGAGUUGAUAUCUCAGACAUUGUUAGACCUUUUAAAGCAACAUACUCCAGAGGGAAUGAAGCUUCUCGUGAUAGGGACAACAAGUAAAGUGAGUUUUAUGCGUUCAGUUGGUGUCUGCUCCUCCUUUUCUUUCACUUACCAUGUUCCCGUGCUGAAGACAGAUGAAGUGAAGGAGGUGUUGGAACAGCUAAACGUUUUCUCUGAAGAUGACGUUCAUGCAGCUGCCGAGGCUCUAAAUGAUAUGCCCAUCAAGAAGCUUUACAUGCUGCUAGAGAUGGCAGCCCAGGGUGAGCCUGGUGGAGCUGCAGAGGCUAUCCCUGCUGGUGGAGAGAAGAUCAAGAUUGCUCAUUUCUAUGACUGCCUUCAGGACAUUGUUCAUUAAGAUGCGGCUAAUCUGUAGUUCCAAUGAAGUGAGAAUUGUAUGACUAUAUACUGCAUGUAAAUUUGAACGCCUUCAAAAUUGCUGGAUUGGAGAUCUUGUGGUACGCCAACCACAAACUAAGCAUUAUCUUACUAGGUGGAGUCGGUAAUUAUUGUUUUUCCUGGUUGAUACUUUUAUUGGGUUUCCAAUGUUACUUCCUCUGUUCAUCA